Messenger RNA from Spodoptera frugiperda (fall armyworm), 4985 nucleotides. RefSeq names its product neogenin (gene fra). Gene Ontology annotation, molecular function: protein binding. The coding region runs from base 188 to 4978 and encodes 1596 amino acids. The record is from RefSeq and is a predicted model, not a curated record. The transcript is spliced from 27 exons. Gene Ontology annotation, cellular component: axon; plasma membrane. Lineage: Eukaryota; Metazoa; Arthropoda; Insecta; Lepidoptera; Noctuidae. Gene Ontology annotation, biological process: axon guidance; cell-cell adhesion.
UUGCCCUUUCAUUAUUGAGUUGUGUUUCCGAACGCAGCGGUACUCGCUCGAAGAUGGCGGACCGUCCGGAGUAACAUCGACAUUAAGCUUUGUGAUUAUAAUCACAAAAUAUUCGUGAAUUUUAUGUGAAAAUGUGAUUCGUAUGAAUUAAAACAUAUUGUGUAGUGUUGUUAAAGUGAUUUGCAACAUGUGCCGGACAGGGAUGUGUCGUUUCGGUGUCGGGAACUGGAUAUUCUUGUUCGCCUGUCUCCAUUUGUUUACAUACGCUCAAGGCGGCGAGGACGCGCUGGACCCGGGCGUGCGGUUCAGCGCGGAGCCGGGCGACGCGGUGGUGGCGGCGGGCGAGGCGGCGCUGCUGGCGUGCUCGGCCGCGUCCAGCCGCGCGCUGCGCCUGCACUGGCGACACAGCGCCGCCGCGCCGCCCACACGGGACCACGCCAUCUCCGACACCGAUAAAUACAGGAAGCAGUUGUCGAACGGGUCGCUGUGGAUCUCGGCGAUGUCGGCGGCGCUGGCGGGCCACUACCAGUGCGUGGCCAGCGUCGACGGCGUCGGCACCAUCCUGUCCCGCGUCGCCGUGCUCUUCCUCGCCGAAGUACCAGAGGUAGUUGGCGGUCCCCGCUCGGUGCUGGGCGCGGUGGGGGGCGCCGCGCUACUACCGUGCGGAGUCCGCGCCCCCGCCCGCCUCGCGCUGCGCCUGCUGGCCGCGCCCCCCGACCGCCGCGUGUACGGAGCUGCCAGACUGCAUGCCGCGCCCCCUGUACUCAAUCUUAACGUGACGUGGCUGAAGAACGGGUCCCCGGUGCGGCUGGAGAGCUCGCGCAUGUCGCUGACGCCGAGCGGCGCGCUGGAGCUGGAGCCGCUGCGGCCGCACGACGCCGCGCGCUACGCCUGCCGCGUCGCGCUCGCCGCCGCGCCGCACCACUACAAGACGAGCGAGGAGACGGAGCUGCGCGUGAGUGCGGAGACUCCCAACGUGGAGUCCCCGCCGAGGUUCAUCGCCACGCCGCAGCCUGUCACCGUCAUGGAAGGUGCGUCCGUGACGUUCGACUGCGCGGCGGUGGGCAACCCCAAGCCGGAGAUCACGUGGCUCAACAACGGAGCCGCCAUUGACCUCAGCGACCUGGACUCGCGGUUCUACCUGGUGGGGUCGGGGUCGCUGCGCGUGCAGACGGCGCGCGCGCUGGACGCGGGCGCGUACACGUGCCGCGCGCACUCGCGCCUGGACUCGGCCGACUCCUCGGCGCAGCUGCACGUGCUCACGGCGCCGCGCGCGCUCGUGCCGCGCCCCAGCACGCUCACGGCGCGCGCGCGCGGUGACGUCACGCUGCGCUGCGACGUGCGCGGCCGCCCACAGCCCAGCGUCACCUGGUUGAAAGAUGGAGAUCCGCUUACACCCAAUAACCAUGACAUCGCUCUUGUGGAUGGGUCGUCGCUGCGCAUCCAGGGCGUGCUCCGCGUGGACGCCGGCAUGUUCCAGUGCGCCGCCAACUCCCGCGCCGGCUCCGCGCUCGCAGCCAUACGACUACUCGUGCUGCCGCCUGACGACGAGAUGCGCAACAUAACAGUAGAGGUACCGAGCACUCCGCACGACGCCCUCCCGACCCUCCCGACCACACAAGUACCUGAGGACGAGGACUUCCUGGGAGAGACGUCGUCAGCGUACACGGCGCCGCCGCUGGAGUACUCGGACAUGGAUGAGUAUGACGAUGGUGAUGGGACUGACGAUGAUGAUUCGUUGCACGCUGCGCAAGGCCUGGACCUGGAGCAGCUGCGCGCGGGCAACAGUUCGGGCGCGGCGCCGCGCGAGCUGCGCGCUGUGAUAGUGAAGCACCGCUUCGUCACGCUCAGCUGGCAGCCGCCGCAGCCCGACGAUGACGUCACCGGGUACGCCGUGCUCUACAAGGUCAAGGGCAGCGAGAGAGAGCGCGUGUGGCGCGGCGGCGCGGGGCGGCACGAGAUGAACGUGGCGUCGCUGCAGCCCAACACCACCUACACCUUCGCCGUGCUCGCAUACACCGCCCGGGGGACCUCGCCGCUCUCCGACACGAUAGAAGUAGUGACGGCAGAAGAGGAAGUGUCCCACGGGCCCCCGGUGGACCUGCGCGCCGAGGCCACAGGGCCGCACUCGCUGCGCGUGUCCUGGGGCCCGCCCGUAGGGGCCCCGCCGCCCGCCAAGUACUCCGUGCACUACACUGAAGAGGAGAGCGGUCGCGAGCAGUUGGAGUGGGUGGAGGCAGGCACGGGGCGCGGGGGCGCGCAGGCCGUGACGCUGGGCGCGCUGCGCGCCGCCGCCGCCUACUCCAUCCGCGUGGCGGCCGCCGGGGGCGCGCCCGCUGCCGUGCGCGCGCGCACCCCGGGGGACGUGCCCGCCGCGCCCCCCGCCAACGUCUCCGCCAUACCCACCGGCGCCACGUCGAUCCUAGUCCGCUGGGAGGCGCCUCCGUCCCGCACGCACCGCGGGGCCCUGACUGGCUACAAAGUCCGAUACCGCGCCCUAUCCCCGGCCCCGUCGCCGGGCCCCGCCACGCCGGGCACGGGGCCCGCCAACAGGAAGAAGGCAGACUCGCUCACUACGCCGGCCGACCAGAGGAGAGCUGAACUCAGGGGGCUGGACACUGCCACUACAUAUCAGAUCCGCGUGUGCGCGAUAAACGCGAACGGGUCGGGUCCGUUCAGCGAGUGGGUGUCUGCCACCACGCAGCGCCACGACCUCGACGAGACCACCGUGCCGCCCGCGCCGCCCCCGCUCACCACCCGCGCGGGGCGCGACUGGAUCAGCGUGUGGUGGGGCGCGGCGCAGGGGGGCGUGCUGCUGCGGGGGCUCGUGCUGGGCUGGGGGCUGGGGGUGCCCGACGAUGCAGCCCGGGAGCUGCCCCCGCAUCUACACUCGCACGUCAUCCGGGGACUCGAAUCGAACGCGGAGUACGUGAUCUCGCUGCGCGCCAGCAACUCGCGCGGGCUGGGCCCCGCCGUGUACGCCACGGUGCGGACCAAGCCGCCCGCCGACGACGAGGACGAGCCCGACGACGACGACGACGAGGACGAGGACGAGGAGGACGAGCCUCCCCCGCUCAUACCCCCCGUGGGGGUUAAGGUGAUAAUGCUGAGCGGCACGACGGCGGUGGUGUACUGGACGGACCCCACGCUGUCCAAGGGGCAGACGGCGACGGACGGGCGCCGCUACGUGGUGCGCUGGUCCAGCGCCGGGGGCCGGGUCCGCACCUUCAACGCCACCGACCUCAACUGCAUGCUCGACGACCUCAAGCCAUACACCACCUACGAGUUCGCCGUCAAACUCAUCAAGGGAGGUCGCGAGUCGGCAUGGUCGAUGUUAGUGUCCAACACCACGCUAGAGACGUCCCCCGGCUCCCCCCCGCGCGAGCUGCGGGUGUCCCCCGCCGCUCCCCCCGCGUCCCCCGCCCGCGCUGUAGACCUCGCCUGGCAGCCCCCCGCCAAACCUAACGGGGUCAUUACUGGCUACGUGAUAAUGUACGCGGUGUCGGGCGCGUCCCCGCAGUGGACGGCGGUGGCGGCCCCCGGCGACCGGCCCCGCGCCCGCGUGGAGCGCCUGCGCCCGCGCACCAACUACCUGUUCAAGCUGCAGGCGCGGAACAACAAGGGGCUCGGCCCCUUCUGCGCGCCCGUGGCCUACAGCACGGGGGCCGAGGCGGGGUCGGGCGGGGGGCUGGCCAGCGCCACGUCGGCGUGGCUGUGGGCCUCCGCGGGCGGCGCCGUGGCCGUGCUGGGGCUGGCGGCGGCGCUGGCGCUGUCGCUGUGCUGCCGCCGGGCGCAGCCCCCGCUGUCGCCCGACACGUCCACGUACCAGAAGUCGUCGGCCUCCGCCGCCAUCAAGCCGCCCGACCUGUGGAUCCACCACGACCAGAUGGAGCUCAAGCACAUGGACAAGUCGCUGCACAGCUCCGCUAGUAAGAUAUCAGCGGGCAGCGUGGAGGGCGGCGGGCUGAUGUCGUCGACGCUGACGCUGGGCCGCGCCCCCCCCGCGGAGUACGAGCCGGCGCGCCACCCCCCGCCCCCCGCGUCCCUCGACCGCCGCCACCACGUGCCCACCUACGUCGAGUCGCGCUCGGUGUCGGCGACCAGCUCCGACGCCUGCGGGGCGCGGCGCUGCGCGGCCUGCGACGCCUGCGACUCCUGCCGCGCCUGCAGCGCCUGCGACUAUAUGCCCACACCGAUGACGGGUAUGGGCGUGGGCGUGGGCGUGGGCGGCGUGGGCUGCGCGGCCACGUGCGAGCGCCGCCCGCACGCGCGCAUGCCGCAUCCCGACCAGGUACGAAGCACCCCCCUGCUGGCGGGCGUGGCCCCGCUGGGGUCCCCGCAGUCGUCGCUGGGGUCCCUGGCGCACGCACAACAUGCACAGCACGCACAACACUCGCAACAUCCGCCGCCCGCGCCAUGUGGGUCGGGCACAUGUCCACUGGGCGCGGCGUGCGCGGGGCCGGCGCUGGGCGUGGGGGGAGUGGGGGGCGUGGGGGGAGUGGGAGGAGUGGGCGACAUCUACGCGUCCGCGGCGCGCGAGCGGGGACACUACGUCGCGUACGAACCGCUCGGACACUACACACACCGCGACUCGCUAAGCAGCGAGACAGGGCCGGGCAGCGGGGGCCCGGGCAUAGUGGGCCCCGGCGGCGGGGGCGUGGGGUCCCUGCAGCGGCGCGGCGCGGGCCCCGGCGGCGGGCUGCACAGCUUCGUGAGCGACAACGCCAGCGACACGUCCACGCCCCCCCACUCGCGGGCCAGCCAGCGGGACACCUCCCCCUACAAGAAGAGCGCCAGCUCCUCGCCGGGGCACAUCCCCAACCGACUGCAGCUCGGCGGCAGUGUCCCGCACUGCGCGGACGAGCUGGAGCCGCUGACGCCGUCGCGGUCCACGGAGCGCCUGCACCGCGAGAUGCAGAACCUGGAGGGACUCAUGAAGGACCUCUCCGCCAUCACGCAGCAACAGUUCCACUGCUAGCACCCAC